GCGGUAAAUCCGGGCUCGCGGCGGCUGGCGGAGGCUGUGGCCGGUGGUCCCCGCUGCGUGCUCUGAGCCCGGACUGCUAUGCAGAUGUCCUACGCUAUCCGGUGUGCCUUCUACCAGCUGCUCCUGGCCGCGCUCAUGCUCGUGGCAAUGCUGCAGCUUCUCUACCUGUCGCUGCUGUCCGGGCUGCACGGACAGGAGGAACAGGACCAGUACUUCGAGUUCUUCCCCCCGUCCCCGAGGUCCGUGGACCAGGUUAAAGCGCAGCUCCGCACCGCGCUGGCUUCGGGAGGCGUCCUGGACACGAGCGGUGACUACCGUGUGUACCGGGGCCUGCUGAAGACCACCAUGGAGCCCAAUGAUGUGAUCCUGGCCACUCACGCCAGCGUGGACAACCUGCUGCACCUGUCCGGCCUGCUGGAGCGCUGGGAGGGCCCGAUGUCCGUGUCGGUGUUCGCGGCCACCAAAGAGGAGGCGCAGCUGGCCACGGUGCUGGCCUACGCGCUAAGCAGCCACUGUCCCGACAUGCGCGCCAGGGUCGCCAUGCACCUAGUGUGCCCCUCGCGCUACGAGGCCGCGGUGCCCGAUCCCCGGGAGCCGGGAGAGUUUGCCCUGCUGCGCUCCUGCCAGGAGGUCUUUGACAAGCUAGCCCGGGUAGCCCAGCCCGGGAUCAAUUAUGCAUUGGGCACUAACGUUUCCUACCCCAAUAACCUGUUGAGGAAUCUGGCUCGAGAGGGGGCCAACUACGCGCUCGUGAUCGAUGUGGACAUGGUGCCCAGCGAGGGGCUUUGGAGAGGCCUGCGGGAGUUGCUGGAUCAGAGCAAGCAGUGGGCGGGCACCGCGCUGGUGGUGCCCGCCUUCGAGAUCCGCCGAGCCCGCCGCAUGCCGGUCAGCAAGACGGAGCUGGUGCAGCUCUACCAGGUGGGCGAGGUGCGGCCCUUCUACUAUGGGCUGUGCACGCCUUGCCAGGCGCCCACCAAUUACUCCCGCUGGGUCAACCUGCCGGAAGAGAGUGUGCUCAUGCCUUCCUACGUGGUGCCCUGGCAGGACCCCUGGGAGCCAUUCUACGUGGCUGGAGGCAAGGUGCCCCCCUUCGACGAACGCUUUCGGCAGUAUGGCUUCAAUCGCAUCAGCCAGGCCUGUGAGCUGCACGUGGCAGGGUUUGAUUUCGAGGUUUUGAAUGAAGGCUUCCUGGUUCAUAAGGGCUUCAAAGAGGCUUUGAAGUUCCAUCCCCAAAAGGAGGCUGAAAAUCAGCACAAUAAGAUCCUGUACCGGCAGUUCAAGCAGGAGUUGAAGACCAAGUACCCCAACUCCCCCCGCCGCUGCUGAGCCUUUCCCACCCCCAACCUGAGAAGGUUCAGUCUCCUGGCUCCUCAGGCGGCCCACUGGGUCUGACUGGGGUAAGAGACGGCACUCCACGUUGCCGAGGGAGCUGUGCUGUUGGAACACUGGACUUGAACAUGGGGUGCUGGGAUCCAGUCCUAGCUUUACCACUAACUAGUUGUGUGACCUUGAGCAAUCCCUUUACCUCUCUGAGCCUCCGUUAUCCCGUCUGUAACAAGGGAGGUGAGACUGCCUACCUCACGGAACUGUAGGGAGGCUCAGAUUGAGACGCCGUCUGUGAAAACACUCUGUGAGCUUCGUACAAAUGUGAAGUAUUAUUAAUAUUAUUACAGUAUUAUUGUUAUCACUCUUGUUAUUAUUAACAAUCACGGAUGGAUGAGCAGUAGGAGAGCGAAAUUUACGAAUGGGACGGUUGAGAGACUUGAGACAUGUAAUAGCCAAAUAGGAAAGAAAUGGUAUGAAGGUGUUGAAGGUGUGGAACUGCGUUCUUAGCUUUUGGCCAGAAGCCUAAACAUCUCCAGCGUCUCAGGGGCCCUGGCGGAAGAGGAGGGCUAGGUCUGCAGCCUUGUUGGGGGACAAUGCGCAGAAAUCUGUACCCUCCUAUAGGCUGGUGCUGGCUAGUUGCCUACUGAUGCCGAUGUGUAAAUAAAUGAGUGUUCACACCCA
Elephantulus edwardii (Cape elephant shrew) is the source of this 2007-nucleotide messenger RNA. RefSeq names its product UDP-GlcNAc:betaGal beta-1,3-N-acetylglucosaminyltransferase 1 (gene B4GAT1). The transcript is spliced from 2 exons. The coding region runs from base 79 to 1326 and encodes 415 amino acids. Gene Ontology annotation, molecular function: glucuronosyltransferase activity. Lineage: Eukaryota; Metazoa; Chordata; Mammalia; Macroscelidea; Macroscelididae. The record is from RefSeq and is a predicted model, not a curated record.